AUGAAUUACCAAGGUGCCGACGGUCUUGAAUUUGGGGAUGGGAACAUUGUGAUCGACCCGCAAGUUCUCCAAGCUCUUCCGGAGCGAUGUUCCGUGCAGACGACAGAAGGUCAUGGCGUUAGUUUCUGGGCAAAUACUGGACGAAUCGAUGCUCAGAUGGAAGAUGGAAGUCUCCAAUCAUUCUUCAUCAAAGUAAUCUCGGGUGAGACUGGCAGAAACAUGGUUCGCAGCGAAUUCGAAUCUGCCAAGGCUAUGUAUGCCUUGCAACCACACCUGGUCCCGCGACCAAUCGCAUGGGGUACUUAUGAGAGUAUUCUCGAUACACAUUUCUUCCUUUCCGAGUAUCGGGACAUGGUGGAUGAAAUGCCUGAUCCGCACAAAUUUGGAGCCCACCUUGCCGCCUUACACCAGGACAGUCAAUCUCCGACCGGUAAAUUCGGUUUUCAUGUGACGACUUACAGUGGAAACCUUCCGCAAAUGACGGACUGGGAAGAGAGUUGGGAGACGUUUUUCACUAAAAAUCUCAAAUUGGCAUUGGAAUUGGAACUUAAGGCAAAGGGCCCUGAUCCUGAAUUUGACACGCUGCUCCCUGUAUUAUUUGAGACGGUGAUACCACGUCUUCUGCGACCUCUUGAGAGUGAUGGCAGAAAGGUGAAGCCAUCACUAGUCCAUGGGGACUUGUGGUACGCAAAUUCUGGCAUUGACAUUAGCACGGACGAUUGCUUGGUGUUUGAUGGUUGUUGCUUCUACGCGCACAAUGAAUAUGAGUUUGGCCAGUGGAUGCCCGCGUGCAACAGGUUUGGCGCUGAGUACUUGGCCGCAUAUAAUUCGCACGUUCAAAUCUCUCCACCCGAGGAAGAUUAUCAAGGUCGUUUAGAUCUUUACAAGCUUCGUUUCAAUACACAUGUAUCUGCGUUAUUCAAGGAUAAUCCCACCCUUAGAGACCAAAUGCUCGGCGACAUUAGAGACCUAGUCUCUCGGUAUGGCCCAUAA
Molecule: messenger RNA, 993 nt
Organism: Pestalotiopsis fici W106-1
Lineage: Eukaryota; Fungi; Ascomycota; Sordariomycetes; Amphisphaeriales; Sporocadaceae
Exons: 5
Coding region: 1-993 (330 amino acids)
Source: RefSeq, a predicted model, not a curated record